CACUUCCAUCUGCACAUCUCUCUGAGUCCUUUACAGCUCUAGAGUUCUCUUCUUUUUCUCUUUAGUUCCAUUCUCUUCAUCACCAUGAGCUACCGCUCAACCUCCUACUCCUUCACCCGCUCUGCACCCAUGCCGAACCGCGCCGUCAGCAUCUACGGAGGAGCAGGAGGUCAUGGCUUCCGAAUCUCCUCAGCCUCGACCCACUCCGGCCUGCGUUCUGCACCUCUCGGCUCGUCCAUCUCCUCCUCCUCCGCCUUUAAGGUGAGUUCGGGCCUGGGUGCAGGAGCAGGAACCGGGGUGAGCUUGAGUUCCGGACCUACAACCGUCAUGGGAGAUGAGAAGGGUCAGAUGCAGAACCUGAACGAUCGUCUGGCCUCAUACCUGGAGACGGUACGCAGGCUGGAGAAGGAAAACGCCAUGCUGGAGAACAAGAUCAAAGAGGCCAUGGAGAAAGCUGGACCGGAUACGCGUGACUACAGCAAGUACAAGGCCAUCCUGGAUGAUCUGAGGAGAAAGAUAUUCGAAUCCACGCUGGAUAACGGCCGUCUGGUCCUGCAGAUCGACAACGCCCGUCUGGCUGCAGAUGAUUUCAGAGUCAAGUUUGAGAACGAGCUGUCCAUCAGACAGUCCGUGGAAGCCGAUAUCGCCGGCCUGAAGAAAGUCAUCGACGACACAAACAUCGGCCGUAUGAACACUGAGGGCGAGCUGGAGGCCUUGAAGGAGGAGCUGCUGUUCCUCAAGAAGAACCACGAUGAUGAAGUGACGGAGAUGCGUAAUCACAUCGCUCAGUCGGGCGUGCAGGUGGACGUAGACGCUCCGAAGGGACAGGACCUCGCUUUGGUCAUGGAGGAGAUGAGAGCGAAUUACGAGAAGAUGGCGAUGAAGGACGCUGAGGAGCUCAAAAUGUGGCACGAAAACCAGAUAGCAGAUGUCCAGGUUCAAGUAUCGCAGAACACAGAAGCAUUACAAGGAGCUCAGAUGGAGAUGAACGACCUGAGAAGACAAAUUCAGACGCUGGAGAUCGAACUAGCGUCACAGCAAAGCCUGAAAGCGUCUCUGGAGGACACGCUGAGGAACACCGACCUGCGCUUUAACGGUGAGAUGGAGAAGUAUAACAACAUCCUCAUGCAGCUAGAGGCAGAACUGGCACAUCUCAGGGCAAAGAUCACCGAGCAGGGGCAGGAGUACCAGACUCUCCUCAACAUGAAGAUGAAACUUGAGGCAGAAAUCGCAACCUACAAGACCCUGCUGGACGGAGAAGAUUUAAACCUACAGGAUGCUCUGGAGUAACUCCAAGGAGAAGAGAUGGAAGGGUUAAAGACACACAUACACUAACUCUCUCUCUCUCCAUCUCUUUCACUUCGUGACAUUGAAGAUCUGCUGCAUUUUUUGUGAAAACAUUAAAGCUUUGACCUUU
Molecule: messenger RNA, 1417 nt
Organism: Clarias gariepinus (North African catfish)
Lineage: Eukaryota; Metazoa; Chordata; Actinopteri; Siluriformes; Clariidae
Gene: krt18b
Product: keratin 18b
Exons: 7
Coding region: 85-1290 (401 amino acids)
Biological process (GO): intermediate filament cytoskeleton organization
Cellular component (GO): keratin filament
Molecular function (GO): structural molecule activity
Source: RefSeq, a predicted model, not a curated record